Messenger RNA from Ilex paraguariensis (yerba mate), 874 nucleotides. The record is from the annotation of a GenBank genome assembly. NCBI's taxonomy places the organism in Eukaryota, Viridiplantae, Streptophyta, Magnoliopsida, Aquifoliales, Aquifoliaceae.
AUGUAAUUUUGGCAACAACAGGAUCAUCAUUUCUGAUUUACAAGCACAGCUUGCAAAAGUCCAAAUAGAGGAACCCACCGAAGAGAAUCUAUUCAGAGAAGCUGAACUUGCUGCAAAGAUAGAUGUUAUAUGGCGAAGGGAGGACAAAUUUUGGCUACAACAAUCAAAAGUUAAUUGGCUCAAAGCGGGUGAUCAGAACACCCUUGUUUUCCAUUUAACAACAAUCCAAAGGAGGAGCGAAACCAGAUUUUUUAAGACUCAAGGCUGAAGAUGGGAGAAGGGUAGAAGAUGACGAAUAACUGAACGCCCCUAUGAAUGAAUAUUUUCAAGCUCUCUUCCAAACGGCAGGGACUAGAAAAAUGGAGGCAGUGCUAGAAGUAAUAUCCCCCAUGAUCACAAAGGAAAUGAACAGGAAUCUGCUGCAACCAGUCACACAAGAGGAGGCCUACAAAGCUCCAAUGCAAGAUAUACAGGAAAGCAACCAUCUUAUGGAUAUUCUGAGACGUUUCAGCAUGGCAUCUGGCCAGUUGAUCAAUCUGAAGAAAUCUGGAAUUAUCUUCUCAGGCAACACGCAGGAAGACAAGAGGACGGAAAUCUGCCAGAACCUACAGAUGAGCCCCUUACCUCUCAACUGGGAUUCGCAGCUUUUUGUGGCAGAUCAAAUGCACAAACACUCAACUACAUUAUGGAGCGAAUCAUGAACCAAAAACAAGGAUGGAAGCAUUUGUUCCUCUCCCAAGCAGGAAACGAAACCCUCAUAAAAUCAGUGGUGCAAACAAUACCAAUCGUAUGACAUGUGGUGCAUAGCAUUUUAAAAAAUGUGUUAAGUUAGUUUUAGGAAAUAGUUACUGUGAUAAUCAAAAGUUAUUAAUUU